This is a messenger RNA of Hevea brasiliensis (rubber tree), 4374 nucleotides long. RefSeq names its product molybdate transporter 2. The transcript has a single exon. Bases 155 to 1543 code for a protein of 462 amino acids. Lineage: Eukaryota; Viridiplantae; Streptophyta; Magnoliopsida; Malpighiales; Euphorbiaceae. Gene Ontology annotation, biological process: molybdate ion transport. Gene Ontology annotation, molecular function: molybdate ion transmembrane transporter activity. The record is from RefSeq and is a predicted model, not a curated record.
UACCCUUGAGCAAUGAAUGGAGAGCCACGGACGCCGUUAUCCCAUUUUAUCUUUAAUUUGCCAAAAAACUUCCCUACGAUGAUUCAGGAGUCGCUCAUGAUAACACUGCAUUGUCACGCGCCACACUCGCCAAACCAAUUCGCUCAACCCCAUCAUGAACCUCUCCUUCGCCACUCCUCUCCGCCACCCAAACCGGUGGUGGCGACGCCAUCUGCGUCUUAGAACCACCCUCUCCUCUGAACUUUCUGGCGCGGUGGGUGACUUGGGCACCUUCAUCCCUAUAGUCCUUACUCUCACUUUGGUUUCCCACCUUGACCUUUCCACCACUCUAAUCUUCACCUCCCUUUACAACAUUUCCACUGGCCUCCUCUUCGGUGUUCCCAUGCCGGUUCAGCCCAUGAAGUCCAUCGCUGCUGUUGCCGUCUCCGAGCUCCCCCAUCUCACCACCGCCCAGAUCGCCACCGCAGGCGCAACCACCGCGGCCACUCUCCUUAUCCUCGGUGCCACUGGCCUUAUGUCCUUCUUCUACCGUUUCAUCCCUCUCCCUGUUGUCCGCGGAGUUCAGCUUUCCCAGGGCCUUUCAUUCGCCUUCUCCGCCAUCAAGUACAUCCGAUACGAUCAAGAUUUUGUCAGUUCAAAAUCUACCACUCCUCGGUCUUGGCUUGGUCUUGAUGGUCUUAUUCUUGCUAUUUCUGCUCUUCUUUUUCUAGUUCUCACCACCGGUUCUGGUGGUGAUAAUCACACAAUCGACGAAAAUGAUAACAAUUCGUUGACUGGCUCUCAGCGACGGGUGAGUAAAAGAUUGCGGUUUUUGUCAGCAAUUCCUUCUGCUCUUAUAGUGUUCUUUGUUGGGUUGGUUUUAUGUUUCAUUCGCGAUCCUUCCAUCAUUAAUGAUUUUAAAUUUGGUCCAUCAAGAAUCCAGCUGCUGAAAAUUACAUGGGAAGAUUGGAAAACCGGGUUCUUGAGAGGGGCAAUUCCGCAAAUCCCACUGUCCAUAUUGAAUUCUGUAAUUGCAGUGUGUAAAUUAUCCAUUGAUUUAUUCCCAGAUAAUGAAUUGUCAGCGACAAAGGUUUCUGUUAGUGUUGGGAUCAUGAAUUUGGUGGGUUGCUGGUUUGGAGCCAUGCCAGUGUGCCAUGGAGCAGGUGGGCUAGCAGGGCAGUACAGGUUUGGUUCCAGGAGUGGUGCAUCAGUUGUUUUUCUGGGGAUAGGGAAGUUAGUGAUAGGAUUGGUGUUUGGGAAUUCUUUUGUGAGGAUUUUGAACCAAUUCCCAAUCGGGAUUCUUGGAGUGCUGUUGUUGUUUGCAGGGAUUGAGUUGGCUAUGGCUUCUAAGGAUAUGAAUACAAAAGAGCAAUCUUUUGUGAUGUUGGUUUGCGCUGCUGUUUCAUUAACUGGGUCGAGUGCUGCAUUGGGAUUUGGGUGUGGGAUUUUGCUUCAUCUGUUGCUAAAAUUGAGAAGCAUGGAUUGCUCUUGUUUUGGGUUUUCCAGAUGCAGCUCUAAAUCUUCUGCUUCUGAUGUGGAAUCCACUCUUAUUCCUUCAGAUUAGCCUGCAAAGCAAUGGAAAUUGGCAAGUGAACCUCCGAAUCAAAAUUUUAGUCUCAUCUAUAUCAAGUUAAAUGAAUAAUUUAGAAUAUUGUUUUUCUACUUGAGGUGAGACCAAGCAAUGUAAUGAUAAAGGUAUGAGAUCUCUGUUAAUAGAUUUCAUUGUACAUAGACCUUUUAUAUGAGAAAUGAAUGAGGAUUAAAGAAAUGAAUAUACUUUAAAAAUGUGUCAUUUAAAUUCCUUAUUUCUAAUACUUUUAUGAAGGACUGAAUGAGGAUUAAAGGGGAAUUUUAUUUUGAGUUCUGUUACUGUUGCUCACGAGCAAUGUACAGCGCGUAGAAUAAAACAAUUGGCGGCCAUCCAAGGCAAGCAGACACAAAUCAAUUACUGUUCCCCCAAAAACUACUGCAAAGUGCAAACUACUUCUACUUCUAGUCCUCAGUUUCAGAUGUGGCCCGGUCAUGCCCAGCGUUCGAUUUCAUUUCAAGGAGCGUACACUGAGUCUAAAAAAAAAUGGGAGAAAGAGUCGUGUUUGUCGGGGAGCACAAUGUUGCUUUCUCGGGAGUCUGAAUCGAGUGAUCCAUGGGAAUGGGUGAAAGGUUCAAGUUAUUACCAGCCACCUCUUCUAUAAGACGAUCAGAUUCUACUUGUUCUUCAUCAUCCAAUGAGUUUUACAUUGACCAAUAGGGUAAUCAAAGGAGAGAUAAGAAGUUUAAACUCAAAAUCAAAUCUCAAGUACUUUGAUGCAGUCCGCAUUUUAUCACAGGUGUCAAAGUUAGUGAACUAUGAAUUUGCUUCUGAAAAGUUUGUUUUGAAAGCUUGUACUUUGUAUCCAUACUGGAUACCAUGGUGGAUGGUGGCAUUGAUAUCUACAAAGGAACAGGAUUUUGUGAAAUUCUAGGGCAAAUUACUGGAGGAGGAGCUGGGCCUUUUACAAUUGUGCCUAAUUGGAGGUGCGACAGCGCAGAUGAUUUUUGCAGUAAGUUGGUCCUUUUGUGUCUGAUAAAGAAAUUAAGGCGACAGAUGGGAGUUUCAAAGGUGUGAAACUCUUUACGCAGAAUGUCAAGUGUGAGCAGAUGCCUGCGCAAGGAAAUGUUAGUUCUGCAAGGGUUGCUGCCGUCUUUUGAGCUGUCCCUCCCAUGGAGAAUCAGUUUAUUAUGGCAGUGAGAUCCGGGCCAAACAAAAUGACUGUUGCUGCUGAAGGAGUUUGGAAAUCCUCUAGCGGGCUGCUUUGCAUGGUUGGUUGCCUUGGACUAGUUGAUACAGAGAGAAGUAGCUGUAAUUCUUGCAUCUGUUUAUACAUUCCUAUGUCAUUUUCCAUAAAGCAACGAAGCAUAGUUUAUGGGAGUUUUUUCAGCGCUGCUAAAAUUAAUGCCUCCUAUUUCCCUUCAUCAUUUGAAAAACUAGUGUGGCCUACAGAGCUGUGGAAUUAUUUCAGAAACUUCCGUCCGUAUUGCAGUUGCUCAAAAAUAGAGAAAGCCAUUUUUAUCGUGGAAAAAAAAUGGGCCCUUCAGUUUUCAGACUGUCCUUAAGAAAUCAUUGCUACAGUCCCCGAAACUAGAAGACACAGAGGCAUGCAUAACCAUUCUUUCUCUUCUUGCAGGGGACCUAACCCUCCACACCUCUGCAUUUCCUGAUCCAUUUCCUAGUUCUCGGCCAACAAGAAUUGAUUUUCAGAUGGAAAUUCUCUCACUUGGCCCCAUGUUUGGGUGAUAUUCGUCUUCAUACAAUGUUUCCUCUGCAGAUGAGGAAAAUCCUUACCACGGUAAAGCUGAGACACUGAAGAGCAGCUCCUUAUGAAUGUAUCAGCUCAAAUCACACUUAAUGGAGAUGCUUAGAGCAAUUUUCUGUGCUUUUUCUUGAAGGCCUUUAUGACCUUCAUGUUGGCACGGUGUAUCUAGUUGGCUGCAGGGAUGUCCAAGCCUCAUGGAACAUUUUAUUUGACAGCAUUGAUCUGGAAUCAGGUUUGAUUGCUUAAUUGAAGUGGUUGUGUCUUAUCCACCCACUACAUCUCGGUGGCUAGUAAAUCCAGCUGCUAGAAUAUCUAUAUCCAGCCAAUGCAAUGGUGAUGAUCCCCUACAUUUUGGCACACUUAGGCUCCAAACUCUUCCCAUUAUGUACCGGAGGAGGCAGAGAGAACACAUUCUAUCUCGCAGGGGGAUUGAGGGGAUCCUCCAAAUUUUAACGGUUUCAUUUGCAAUUGGCUGCAUUUUAAGCCAGCUAUUCUACAUAAAGCAGGAUGCAGAUUCUGUUCCUUUCAUAUCUCUGGUGAUGCUUGGUGUUGAAGCUUGGGUAUGGCCUUCCACUGAUCACAGGGGCAGAAGCUCUCUUCAAGAGAAUGUCAUUUGAAUCUUAUGAAACGUCGUCAUAUGAUCUAGAGAAGAAUCGGUGGGUGCAUCUAUUUGAUUACACGGCGAAGAUUCUUGCCAUGGUUUCAUUUCUACUAACUAUAAGACUCUGUCAGAAGGUGUGGAAAUCUCGUAUCAGAUGUUACCUACAAUAAUUCCAUCGUGUCCCAAGUGACAAGAGGGUAUUCCUUUGUACAUUGACGAUACACGUAAUUGGGUGUGUAAUUGUUCUCAUUGUUCAUAGUUUAAAAACUAGCCGGAACCUUUCCAAAUGGAGAAAUAUGUUGAUUCUGCUGGUGAUUCCCGGACUCUGCGAGAAUGGGAAACUGAACUUUGAGCAUGUGGGUCUUGUACGAGACUUUUUCUUGCUUCCACAAAUUAUGUGGCUGAUUGAUUUAAAGCCUCUGAAGGAACUCUGUUUCAUGGAGAGCCAUUAUUUUGAAAACCAAACCGGACCAGCCUGGUCGCUGAAUAUUGAACCCAGAA